CACAGGAGAUAGAUCUAGUUUGGCACUUGGCAGGAUUGAAGAUGAUGCUGUUUUAAGUGUUUCCUGUUCAGGCUUUGGAGUUGGGGAUAAAGCAAUUUAUCCAAAGGCUUAGCUCCAAGCAAGGAAUCAAAUGUACAAAGGGCUUGCCUACAACACAGAUGCUCAGCUUGGUUAUGGGAACACUUUACAGAAAAUUUAUUGAAAAAGAUAUAAAAAAUUUGGAGGACUUUCAAAAGGCGAUUCUCGAUAUUUUUGACACCAUAAACUCAGCAUUGCCUGGUAAACAUUAUGAUGUUCCACCACAGAAGGACGUGGAGGCAUGUUUCAAAGAGUGGAAAGAAGCAAAAAAGGAACCCGAAAGAAAGAAGCUGUUCACUGAAUUCAUGACAAAAAAUGUAAUUCUUGGGAAACUUGAUGAGACUAGCCUUGUAACUGGACUAGUAACGCCACCAGCAGCAAUGGCUGCAAAAAGAGCCGGAGAGACCUUGCCGCAGCUAAGCAUAAUUAAAAGCAUACCUGAUGUCAUUUUCGUGCCAACUGCCACCAUAUUGGCUCUGAUCUCCGUCAAGGUCUCCAGGAGAAUGUUUGUAAACAAUGUAGCAUAUCCAUGAUAAUGUAUGGAGUUUCUCCUCUAUAAUUUGAACUCCAUUUCUUAAAUUGCAAAUUUCAUUUUUCAACUA
Daucus carota subsp. sativus is the source of this 680-nucleotide messenger RNA. RefSeq lists its product as uncharacterized. The transcript has 4 exons. NCBI's taxonomy places the organism in Eukaryota, Viridiplantae, Streptophyta, Magnoliopsida, Apiales, Apiaceae. The record is from RefSeq and is a predicted model, not a curated record. The coding region runs from base 159 to 611 and encodes 150 amino acids.